Molecule: messenger RNA, 201 nt
Organism: Ceutorhynchus assimilis (cabbage seed weevil)
Lineage: Eukaryota; Metazoa; Arthropoda; Insecta; Coleoptera; Curculionidae
Source: the annotation of a GenBank genome assembly
AUGUACAACAUAGUGGACGCCAUUUAUCAGAUGGUGGGUCAGCAACCGUCCGAGGACGAGAACACGCCGCAAAAGCGGGUGGACAAAAUCUUCGAUCAAAUGGACAAGAACCACGACGACCGGCUAACGCUCGAAGAGUUUCGAGAAGGUUCCAAAGCCGAUCCGAGAAUUGUCCAAGCGUUGACUUUAGGCACAGAAUAA